UAUCAAUCGAAAUUUCAUCAGAUCAGAAAUCACUGAAAUCAGAAUUAUCACAUGUAGAAAAUGAAUACAGAAAAAGAAAAUUGAAGUAAAAUCCGGCGAAGUUCCAUUUUUUUACUAUUGUGAAACGAUUUAAUGGUGAUUUGCAUGUUAUUAGUUCGAUUUGAUUCAAUUAUUUGAUGACGGUUUUUCCAUGUUGAACAAACUAGCCGGUCUUACACUUUCUUUCCGUAAAGAAGUACUACCAUGCGAGUGUUGCUUUAAAUUGUGUGACGUUUAAACGUUUCAAAAAAGUCAUCAUGGCUGAUCCGUGGCCGGCGCUUGAUAAAAGAAAAGCUGAAAAUGAAGCCGACGAAACUGAGUCCGAAAACAAAAAACCUCGAGUGAAGAGGAAAAUGCAUGCUCUGCUACUCGCUUAUUGUGGCCAAGGGUACCUCGGAUUACAGAGAAAUCAGGGAUUGAAAACUAUCGAAGAAGAUAUUAUGGUAGCGUUGAAAAAACUCGAAUUAAUCAACGACGAAGAAUUCGCGAAACAACAACUUGUUCAUUUUCAAAGAGCAGCGCGUACUGAUAAAGGCGUUUCAGCCCUUCGUCAAGUUAUUAAUCUUAAUUUGAGAGAUGGUGUAAAACCUGAAGAUAUUAAUCAACAUUUGCCGGAGCAAAUACGUAUUUUAGCAAUAAAAAGAGUCACGAAGGGGUUCAACAGUAAAAAUAGCUGUGAUUACCGUACAUAUUCGUAUACGUGUCCUUCGUUUGCAUUCGCCCCAAAAUCAGUUAAACUCAGUGAAGAUUACAGGAUUAAUGACGAAGUAGUUGAAAAUGUGAAUAAAUGGGCGAGUUGUUAUGUCGGUACUCACAAUUAUCACAAUUUUACUUCUGGAAGAAAACCGUUGGAUCCGAGUUGCAAAAGACAUAUAAUGAGCGUAGUUUGUCAACCUCCUGUUAUAAGGGAUGAGCUAGAACUUGUUACAUUCUUAGUAAAAGGUCAAAGCUUUAUGUUGCAUCAAAUACGUAAAAUGAUCGGAGUACUUAUGGCUAUAGCCAGAGGGUAUGUUUCUCCAGAUUAUAUUAAUAAAGCAUUUCUCGCCAACGAAUUACUCCAGCUGCCAGUUGCGCCAGGACUUGGUUUACUUUUAGAACAAGUUCAUUAUGAUUGGUACAAUAAGAAAUAUGGAGAAAACGGUAUCCACGAGAAAUUAGAUUUCCAAGAUGUCGAAGACUUAGUAUCAGAAUUUAGAGAGAAACAAAUUUACCCGAUUAUUAUUAGGGAAGAAAAAGAAAAUAAAUCUAUGUUAAAUUAUAUGGAAACACUUGGCGCUCAUUAUGAAGAAUAUCAUAGUGAAACUUCGGAUAUUUUUUCCAAAGUGUUGCCCAAUGAUUUCGAAUUGGAAAAUGAUACAAAAAGCUCGGGAAAUAAAGAAGCCGAAUCAAACGAUACUGUUAGCAGUUCGGAAGAAAAAAUCCCGGAAGCUAGUUCAUCAAAUUGACAUUAUUGCUCAGGCUGUAAAGCUCGGAUAUAAUUUUCCUGGAUAAUUUAUUGGAAAUAUGAAUACGCUAUUUUAUUUGAAUGGUUUUUAUACCUUUUUGACUAUUCACAAGCAUUAUGAUACGUGAUGGUUGUAUUUAAAGAUUAUGAAUAGACCAUUCAACUUUUAAA
Messenger RNA from Planococcus citri (citrus mealybug), 1654 nucleotides. It is a transcript of the gene Pus1, whose product is annotated as Pseudouridine synthase 1. Gene Ontology annotation, cellular component: nucleus. The coding region runs from base 297 to 1484 and encodes 395 amino acids. The record is from RefSeq and is a predicted model, not a curated record. Gene Ontology annotation, biological process: mRNA pseudouridine synthesis; tRNA pseudouridine synthesis. The transcript has 8 exons. Gene Ontology annotation, molecular function: RNA binding; pseudouridine synthase activity. Lineage: Eukaryota; Metazoa; Arthropoda; Insecta; Hemiptera; Pseudococcidae.